AUGUUUCGGAAUCCGGAAUCUGCGAGUCCUCAGCUUACUGUCUCGGUGACCAACGUUGGGAAGGCGCUGGUGGCCUGGCUGUGGCGCCAUCUGCCACAUCUCGUGCAACCCUCGGUCCGGGCCGAGAUCGAAGAGGAGACCCGUGCCGUGGCCUUCAGCGGCCGGUCGGCCUCAGAUGUAAACAGCAGGCUGACCAGCCAGUUUCAACGUUGGUCUGCCUCCCUCUACUCCAAGCUCGAGGAAAGGCACGAGGAGUUCAAAGGCCAUGAGCUGCUCAGACUCCUCCAGCCGCGUCGGAACGAUGGGAAGACCGCAAUGCUGAACGCCGCCUUGGCAGAGAUCGCUGCCGUCGAUCUCCGGGCCAUGGAAGUCAGGCGCGCAGCCGCACUGCAGCAGCACUCUGCAAACUCACAGCCUGUUGACGAAGUGCGCACAGCGCAAACGGCACCCGCAGCGAUGGACUUGCAGCAUUGCCUGCUGCCGGACACGAUGGUGCUUUCCAGAAACAGUGAGCCGGUGCCGGCAAGCUCCAUUCAGGUCGGCGCCGUGCUGCUGACCAUGCAGCAUGCCGACGUUUCCAGGUGCAGAACCAUGCAACGCCGCGAGCGCGACCUCGUUACGCUGACAUAUAUGCUGGAAGGCAGCACAGCCAUGAAGUCCGUCGUGAUGACAACAGACCACUUCGUCCCGGUUUUGAGGAGCGGUGCGAGAGCCAGACGUCCACUGCCUGCGUGCGAUGUGAGAGUCGGCGACAGGUUGUUCACCCGGACUGCGCGGUUUGCCAUAGUGCAGACGACGGAGCAGGACGUGAGGCCCACGCAAGUGGUGCAGAUCGAAUUCGAGGCCCCGGCAACGAUGCUGGUUGCGGGUCCUCAAGAGGACCUGCAGCCAAACGAUUUCGUAGAAGUCCAUGGCUGCGGGGAGGGCGGCCCCCGGAAUCUGGACACUUCGGUAAAGAUCUUGCACUUCAAUCGCUUCGACAACUUCGCAGAUGCUUUGCUGGGCUCCGAGGAGCUGCAGCCCUGCGUGGAUGACCUCAGGCGAAACGGCUUCUCUGCCAGCAUCCGGCUCGACGAUGACCCUCCUCGUGGUUUGAUGUUUGUCAGCUCGAACCUGGCAGCCGGAGUCCUGCGCGCACUCCGGCAGCGGAAGCAGGAAGCGCGCCCGCUCCGCGCAAGCUCCGUUGUGGUUUGCGGCCGCUACGAACACCUUGUCAGGGACUGUGCACGCCAUUUCGAGGCUCCAUGUCGCAGGACAAUCUUCGUCAAAGAGGAGGAGUCGCUGGACGAAUGGAUGAAUCAAUGGCAAAGUAAUCAGCUGGAAGUGUCGCAGCGAUCGACGUUUAUUCAUGCUGCGGUGCCGGCAGAUUCGCAAAGCGUCACCGCACAGUCCGAUUAUGUCACCGACGGCACUUUGCAACGGCCACCCGCCACGACUUGGAGGAGGCGGUUCAGGUAUGCUUAG
Messenger RNA from Symbiodinium sp. CCMP2456, 1464 nucleotides. The record is from the annotation of a GenBank genome assembly. NCBI's taxonomy places the organism in Eukaryota, Dinophyceae, Suessiales, Symbiodiniaceae.